AUGGGUCUAAAGGUUUUUCUCACUGGCGCAACUGGUUACAUCGGCGGAGAUGUCUUCUAUACAAUCUCCCAAGCCCAUCCCGAUUGGGAGGUAGCACUUCUGAUCCGCAACAAAGAAAAAGCCGCCCAGCUGGCCAGCAAAUAUCCCAAUGUGAGAAUCGUGCACGGGGAUCUUGACUCCGCCGACACCAUUGAGGAGGAGGUCAAGAAGGCGGAUAUCGUUUACCACUGCGCCGACUGCGACCACGUCGCUUCUGCUACGGCGAUCGCCAAGGGCGCCGCGCACCACACUCCCGAGCACCCUCUCUGGAUAAUCCACACGUCAGGCACAGGCAUCCUGACUGUCGAAGACUUCCGCAACAACACCUGGGGCAUCGAGCGGACCAAGGAACACAAUGAUUGGGACGGCGUGGACGAGCUGUUGAACCUCCCGGACGACUCACUCCACCGCAACGUUGACACGAUCAUCAUCGGAGCCGGUCAGCGUGCCCCAGACAGCGUCAAGACGGCCAUCGUCUGCCCGCCUACGAUCUACGGCCCUGGCCGCGGUCCCGGAAAUCAGAAGAGUGUCCAAGCAUACUGGCUCGCCGCUGCAGUUCUGAAGCGCAAGCAGGGGCUUCUCGUUGGCCAAGGCAAGAAUACAUGGCAUCAGGUGCAUGUUCAGGACCUGAGCGAUGUCUUCCUGGCGCUGGGGGAGGCCGCCGCCGCGGGGGGCGGCCAAGCCACCUGGAACGACAAGGGGUACUAUCUAGCUGAGAACGGCUCCUUUGUCUGGGGCGAUAUCCAGCGCGCCAUUGCUCAGACAGCGUUUGACAAGAAGCUGAUCCCUUCGCCGGACGUUGAGCAUUUAACGGAUGAGCAGGUCACGGAACUGAAUGAGCUUGGACUGUAUGCUUGGGGAAGCAACUCGCGGGGCCAUGCCAUCCGUGCAAAGAAGCUGCUGGGUUGGUCGCCACAGAAGCCUAGCUUGGUGGAGUUGAUCCCAGAUAUUGUGGAACUUGAGGCGAGGGAUCUGGGGCUGAUUUAA
Molecule: messenger RNA, 1026 nt
Organism: Aspergillus clavatus NRRL 1
Lineage: Eukaryota; Fungi; Ascomycota; Eurotiomycetes; Eurotiales; Aspergillaceae
Product: putative nucleoside-diphosphate-sugar epimerase
Exons: 3
Coding region: 1-1026 (341 amino acids)
Source: RefSeq, a predicted model, not a curated record